AUGGCGGCCCCGCCCCUCAGCACGUCGGCCGUGCUCGAGCGCAUGGCCUCGGCCCUCCCCGCCCACGCCGUGGGCGACGACUCGUCCGACCUGGCCAGCUCCUACGAGGCCGUGGCCCUGCUCAUCCACGCCUACCUCGCCGCCCUCGACUUUGUCCUCUACGGCCUCGACGAGGACAAGCCCCUGUCCGCCGACGACCGCGCCCGCGCCCCCCGCCUGCCCCCGCAGUGGAACGCCCGCUUCGGCGCCCUCGGCUUCGUCUACUCGCACAAGCAGUCGUCGAUGCGCUUCGUCUUCCGCGUCGACCGCAUGGGCGGCAAGGUCGAGGUCCGCGGCCUCGCCGUCGGCGACGACCGUAUUCACCGCUUCGAGCGCAACGUCCGCGACGUCGUCCGCGCUGACGCCUUGCCCGUGCGCAUCGCCCUGACGGAUCACGGAAGCGAGGACCGCGCCGGCUUGGUGGAUAAGCUGCGCGGCGCCUUUGUCUCGGAGCAGGCUAUUGCCGACGUCCUGCACGACCUCAAGGUCCACAUCGUCCAGAAGCUCAUCCCCAAGCUCCAAAAGGAGGGCUACGUCGAGGAAGCUCGAGACCCCCGCCGCCCCUUCCGCGGCGACCCCGAGCCCAACGCUCCCUAUCCGCACCCGGGCCUCCUGCCCGACCUGGCCCGGCCCCGGCCCGGCUCCCCCGUCGGCGACUUUCCGCCCCCGGGCUUCGAGGACGAGCACGAGAUAAACCACCCGCCCCGCGGCGGCGGCGGCAUCGUCCUUCCCGACGGCCGCUCGCCUUUCAACAUCGGCCACGACGACCUCAACCCGCCCGGCCUGGGCCCCCACGACCCCCUCAGGGGUUCCUUCACCGGCGGCGGCGCCCGUCUCCCCCGCCCCGGCGGCCCUGCAGGGAUGCAUCCCACAUUUGACGAUCCCCUCUUCGGCGGCCAGGGCGGCGACGGCUUCGGCGACGGCGGCGGAUUCGACCCGCAAGCACCGCCGGGAGCGCGCUGGGACCCCAUUGGGCCCGGUGGGGGUCCGCGCUUUGGCGGCCCGGGCAGCGGCCGGUUUGGAGGCGGAGGUGGCGGCUUCGGCGGCGGCGGGGGACACAUCAUCUAG
This is a messenger RNA of Hirsutella rhossiliensis, 1107 nucleotides long. RefSeq names its product PI31 proteasome regulator domain-containing protein. Gene Ontology annotation, molecular function: proteasome binding; endopeptidase inhibitor activity. Lineage: Eukaryota; Fungi; Ascomycota; Sordariomycetes; Hypocreales; Ophiocordycipitaceae. The record is from RefSeq and is a predicted model, not a curated record. The coding region runs from base 1 to 1107 and encodes 368 amino acids. Gene Ontology annotation, biological process: proteasome-mediated ubiquitin-dependent protein catabolic process. The transcript has 3 exons.